CCCUCCUCUCCACUCAGGGUGUCCAGGUGGAGCACAGCGCCGAGCUCCGGGGGAUCCGCUUUGCCAGCUCGCUGCAGCGCGACACCUCCGACUAUCACCGAGCGCUCACCGCAGCGCUGGAGACGCUGUUUCUAAGUAGUUUCCAGGAGACGGAGUUAGAAUCAAGCUGCGUGGGCUGCACAGUCCUCAGUUACAGGGAAGGGAACUCCAGUGUCCUGGUGCGUUUCCGGCUGCACUUUUUGCUUCGAGCCCUCCAGUCACUGAGUCUGGACCUUGAGGAGGAAUUGUUGCAGCAGGGUAUCCGGGAGAAGCUGCGAGAAAGCGGCAUCUCGCUGGCUGCCUAUGGCACCAUUGUGUCGGCUGAGCUCACAGGAAGCCGGAAGGGACCAGGGGCCGACAGAGACCUAAAAUCAGGCCACUGUCCUGAGAACUCCUUCUCCUGCCGCAGCAGCCAGUGCGUGAACAAAGUGAACCCCGAGUGUGAUGGCCAGGCUGACUGCUCUGACGGCUCGGAUGAGGAGCUCUGUGAGUGCGGGCUGCGGCCGGCCUGGAGGGCGGCGGGCCGGAUCGUGGGUGGCGCGGAAGCGGCCCCGGGCGAGUUCCCCUGGCAGGUCAGCCUGCGCGAGAACAGCGAGCACUUCUGCGGGGCCACCAUCGUGGGCGCCCGGUGGCUGGUAUCUGCCGCCCACUGCUUCAACGAGUUCCAGGACCCCGCCGAAUGGGAGGCGCACGCGGGCUCCACGGCGCUGAGCAGCGCGGAGGCCGGCUCGGUGCGCAUGCGCGUAGCGCGCAUCGCCAGGCACCCGCUGUACAACGCGGACACGGCGGACUUCGACGCGGCAGUGCUGGAGCUGGCGCGGCCCCUGCCCCUCGGCCGCCACAUCCAGCCCGCCUGCCUCCCGGCCGCCUCGCACGCCUUCCCGCCGGGCAGCAAGUGCCUCAUCUCGGGCUGGGGCUACCUCAAGGAGGACGUCCUUGUCAAGCCAGAGGUGCUACAGAAAGCCACCGUGGAGCUGUUGGACCAGGCCCUGUGUGCCAGCCUAUACGGCCCCUCGCUCACUGACAGGAUGCUGUGUGCCGGCUACCUGGAUGGGAAGGUGGACUCCUGCCAGGGCGACUCGGGAGGGCCACUGGUCUGCGAGGAGCCCUCGGGCAGGUUCUUCCUGGCCGGCAUCGUGAGCUGGGGCAUCGGCUGCGCAGAAGCCCGACGUCCGGGGGUCUAUGCCCGGGUCACCAGGCUGCGGGAGUGGAUCCUGGAGGUCACCGGCAUGGGCAGCUCACUCCUGGCCCCCACCGUGGCUCCUGGCCCUGCCACCGCCAGCACCACCAAGCUCACCAGCCCCAGUACCCCCGCCAAAGCCACGCCUGCCCCCAGCGCUGUGCCCCUCGACACUGUCAGCACAGCUAAGCCACAAGACUGCGGGGCCAGGCCAGCCAUGGAGAAACCGCUCCGCAUCGUGGGCGGGACCGGGGCCGUGUCUGGGGAGGUGCCGUGGCAGGCCAGCCUGAAGGAUGGGACCCGGCACUUCUGCGGAGCCACCGUGGUGGGCGACCGCUGGCUGCUGUCUGCCGCCCACUGCUUCAACCACACACGGGCGGAGCAGGUGCAGGCCCACCUGGGCACGGCGUCUCUUCUGGGGGUCGGGGGGCGACUCGGGGGGCCCCCUGGCCUGUGAGGAGACCCCGGGUGUGUUCUACCUGGCGGGAAUUGUGAGCUGGGGCAUCGGCUGUGCCCAGGCCAAGAAGCCCGGUGUGUACACGCGCAUCACCAGGCUGAAGGGCUGGGUCCUGGACGUGAUGUCCUCGGGGACCCUGUCCCCGUCGCCUCCAUCCACCAGGAGGACGCCAGCCACCACCGGCCACCCCCCCAGGUCAACCACCAGCCUCACGGCCCUGGGGGUCACCACCAGCAGGCCCUCCACACCCAGGGCCACCAGCCGGGGAACUGUCCCCCCUGCCAGCACCGUGUCUGCUGCGGACGCCACCACUAGGGGACAGAUGCCACUUCCGGGUGCCCCAGAGACCACCACGCCCUCCCAGCUGCCAGACUGUGGCCUGGCGCCCGCAGCGGCGCUUGCUAGGAUCGUGGGCGGCAGCGCUGCGGGCCGCGGCGAGUGGCCGUGGCAGGUGAGCCUGUGGCUGCGGCGCCGGGAGCACCGCUGCGGGGCUGUGCUGGUGGCUGAGAGGUGGCUGCUGUCCGCCGCGCACUGCUUUGAUGUCUACGGGGACCCGCAGCAGUGGGCCGCGUUCCUGGGCACGCCGUUCCUGAGCGGCGCCGAGGGCCAGCUGGAGCGCGUGGCGCGCAUCUACAAGCACCCGUUCUACAACCUCUACACCCUCGACUACGACGUGGCGCUGCUGGAGCUGGCCGGGCCCGUGCGCCGCAGCCGCCUGGUGCGCCCCAUCUGCCUGCCCGGCCCCGCUCCAUGGCGCGGCAGCUGCAAAAGGCGGCCGUGCGCCUCCUCAGCGAGCAGACGUGCCGCCGCUUCUACCCGGUGCAGAUCAGCAGCCGCAUGCUGUGCGCUGGCUUCCCGCAGGGCGGCGUCGACAGCUGCUCGGGCGACGCUGGCGGACCCCUGGCCUGUAGGGAGCCUUCUGGCCGCUGGGUGUUAACUGGGGUCACCAGCUGGGGAUACGGCUGCGGCCGGCCCCACUUCCCAGGUGUCUACACUCGGGUGGCAGCUGUGAGAGGCUGGAUAAGCCAGCACAUCCAGGAGUGACAGCCCACACGCCAUGCGCCAGGGCAGUCCACGCUGCAGGCAGGCUGUGCGGGUGGGUGGGAGUGAGAUGCAGUUUGCAUAUUUUCUUACAAUAAACAGGCCUUUGCCCUUA
This is a messenger RNA of Chinchilla lanigera (long-tailed chinchilla), 2832 nucleotides long. RefSeq names its product transmembrane protease, serine 9 (gene Tmprss9). The record is from RefSeq and is a predicted model, not a curated record. Gene Ontology annotation, molecular function: serine-type endopeptidase activity; protein binding. Gene Ontology annotation, biological process: proteolysis. Lineage: Eukaryota; Metazoa; Chordata; Mammalia; Rodentia; Chinchillidae.